Messenger RNA from Perca fluviatilis (European perch), 596 nucleotides. RefSeq names its product myosin-13. Gene Ontology annotation, molecular function: cytoskeletal motor activity; ATP binding; actin filament binding. Lineage: Eukaryota; Metazoa; Chordata; Actinopteri; Perciformes; Percidae. Gene Ontology annotation, cellular component: myosin complex. The coding region runs from base 57 to 596 and encodes 179 amino acids. The record is from RefSeq and is a predicted model, not a curated record. The transcript has 5 exons.
GAUUGUGGAAUAUAUCAGAAUUUUGAAAGAAAGUGGGUCAGAAGUAAACUGCCAUAAUGAGUACGGACGCGGAAAUGGCCAUUUAUGGCAAAGCUGCCAUUUACCUUCGUAAGCCAGAAAAGGAGAGAAUUGAGGCUCAAAGUGCACCAUUUGAUGCCAAGAGUGCCUGCUACGUGGCUGAUAAGGCGGAGCUGUACUUGAAGGCAAAAAUCCUCAAGAAAGAUGGUGACAAAGUCACUGUCGAAGUCCUGACCACUAAAGAGGAGAGGACAGUUAAAGAAGCUGACGUCCAUCCAAUGAACCCUCCCAAGUAUGACAAGAUUGAGGACAUGGCCAUGAUGACCCAUCUCAAUGAAGCCUCUGUGCUGUAUAACCUCAAAGAGCGUUAUGCAGCAUGGAUGAUCUACACCUACUCUGGGUUGUUCUGUGCAACUGUGAACCCCUACAAGUGGCUCCCAGUGUACGAUGCUGAAUGUGUAAGUGCCUAUAGAGGCAAGAAGCGUAUGGAGGCUCCACCCCACAUCUUCUCUGUCUCUGACAACGCUUUUCAGUUCAUGCUUACUGAUAGGGAGAACCAGUCUGUCUUGAUCACGUGA